ACCACAGAGGGGUUCAGAUGGGCUGCUGGGGGCUGGUGAAUUACGCCGCCACCGCCGCCAUCUGUUCAGCUUUACUGCAGAAGUAUCUGGAUAACUUUGACCUCAGCAUAAAGGUCAUCUACAUCCUGGGCACUCUGGGCUUCACCGUCGGUACGGCCGUCAUGGCGAUCUUCCCCAACGUCUACGUCUCCAUGGUGAUGAUCAGCAGCAUGGGCAUCAUCUCCAUGAGCAUCUCGUACUGUCCGUACGCUCUGCUGGGCCAGUAUCAUGAUAAUAAAGAGUACGUCCAGCACAGCCCCGGCAACUCCAAGCGAGGUUUCGGCAUCGACUGCGCCAUCCUGUCGUGUCAGGUGUACAUCUCUCAGAUCCUGGUGGCGUCGGCGCUGGGCGCGGUGGUGGAUGCGGUGGGCAGCGUGCGGGUCAUUCCCAUGGUGGCCUCCGGCGGCUCCUUCCUGGGCUUCCUGGCCGCCUGCUUCCUCGUCAUCUACCCGGGGUCCAGCGGAGAGGCCGACGGGGCGAAGGUCGAGCAGACGAGGGCGCUGACGUCCCCGAAUAACAACAGCAUGACCGAGAAGCCCAGCUUCCUCAAGCUCACGCGCAAAGGCGCCACCACAACCACCUGCAAAGUGGAGUGCGAAUCCACUCUGUGAAUGCGAUCAGACUAACAUUCCCGACGCGUUUCUACACGCAUUAAACCGACCGGGUGGAUGGAAGGCAUGGUUUUCUUUUUUUUUUUCUCGUUGAUUUGUCCGUGUUUGGCCUGGUGUUGUGGGUCUCAGGGCUGCAUCUCAGGGUCACCAGGGGGCAACUCUGGGCUGAACUCUUCAGGGGAGAGCUCUCUCGCUCUCAACCACAUGCACUUCCCUUGCACACUUCCAUUCGAAGCUCAUC
Molecule: messenger RNA, 891 nt
Organism: Sinocyclocheilus anshuiensis
Lineage: Eukaryota; Metazoa; Chordata; Actinopteri; Cypriniformes; Cyprinidae
Product: solute carrier family 45 member 4-like
Exons: 3
Coding region: 18-650 (210 amino acids)
Cellular component (GO): membrane
Molecular function (GO): sucrose:proton symporter activity
Source: RefSeq, a predicted model, not a curated record